AUGUCGGAUUUAGAUAGCGAAUAUCCGAGAGCGGAAAGUGGUAGACCAUUUCGACAAGAAGAAAAUAAAGAAUUUGUUAAGCUAUUUAAUGAACAGAAAUUCAGACCUAGAACUGCUAUUUUAAAAGUCUGGUUUGAAUAUCCCAAAAACAUGUUCUCCCAACCCAUACCAGCUAAAAAUAAAAUCACUUUCACGAAUAAAGAAGGUAAUUCCUUGUAUGGUAAAUCUAUUCAGAAGGAUAUAACUACAUCGAGACAUCCAUGGAGUGAAGCGACUUUAAAAGCCAACUACGAUUCACACGUCAAAAGCUAUGAAAAAGUAAAUGAUAGUCAAUAUAUAGUUGAGAUAAAUGAAGAAGAAAAAGAAUUUAUUUCUCCUAAAUCUACACGACUAACACCUAGUCAUUUGGGAUCAUUCGUUUUAUCUCACAGUAAAAAAAUAAUGAAUAAUUUUAUUCGUGUGAUAGAUGGAUUUUAUAAGCCUGAAAUAUACUAUACGGAUACCGAUAGUUUAUACAUUUCGUCUAGCAAUUGGGAUAAAUUAAAUGAAGCUGGGUUGGUGUCCGAAAAUGAUUAUUGUAAAGGAAAGAAUGAUUACGGUGAUGGUGGAAUUAUAUUUGGUUUAUAUUUAGCGCCAAAAGAUAAAUACAAUAUCAUUCUAACUUCCGAUGGUGUUUUAAAAGAAAAGAAAACGUUUAAGGGUUACUCUAAAGAUAAGAUAUCCGUAGAAGAUUAUUUUCGAUUAGCUAGUGGACUCAAUGUAACGAAUGAUUUAAGAAACCUUGGGUAA
Molecule: messenger RNA, 789 nt
Organism: Lottia gigantea (owl limpet)
Lineage: Eukaryota; Metazoa; Mollusca; Gastropoda; Lottiidae
Exons: 2
Coding region: 1-789 (262 amino acids)
Molecular function (GO): nucleic acid binding; nucleotide binding
Source: RefSeq, a predicted model, not a curated record